AUGCGCCUGUCGUCGCCAAGAGGUGACCACUCCCCCCCCCAAAAAGACUUAUCAUGCCUCCAUAUCGACUCGACCGCCAUUGUCUAUAUCAGUGCUUUCCGUCCGCCCCCUCCCAAACGUGCUGUGAGUGUGAUAUUGGUCCUCCAGCCUUCGUCUCUCAGUAGGUCCUGUCUCUCUUACACACACAUAAACACAGUCGUCAAGAUGCUCGGCCUCCUCACCCUCGCGCUCGCCGCCACGGCCAGCGCCACCAACACCACCAGGAUCCUCCGUCCCAUCCUCCGUCCGGAGUGCAACAAGGCGGACCCGGCCAACCUGGUGCCCUCCAACGACGUGACGCUCAACUACGGCGCCAAGGACGAGAGCCUUGUAAGCGUCGUGUUGGCCAUGAAGUACCCCUCCGUGGUGCUCGAGGAGGUUGAGGCCGUCGCUGCUGUCGACUGCGCCGAGACCAGCAUCACCGUCACCUUCAACGCGACGGCUGCCUUUGAGCAGACGUCGCGUGACUGGCAGGCUCUCGACGACUUUGUCAUGAUCACAAACCACCUUGGCAACUGUGAUGUUGAGAACGAGCGUGGUUUCUUCCUCGUCGACACCGUCUCUUUCGACGCUGCCACUCUCAAGGUAGUUGCCAACGCCCACAAGAGCGAUGUCGCCAACACGGCUAUCUCCACGGAGAUCUCCUUCUCCAACGUCCCAGUUGAGAACCCGGCCUCCAAGCGCGACAUCAAGUGGGACGAGAACGGCGUGCACAUCUCCAACACGCUCUCGCUCCCCUCCGCCACCACCCUCUUCACGGCCGACCCCUACCUCGCCAUCACGGCCGACGAGGCCUCCCUCAGCUCGUCCAUGACCUUCUCCGGCAAGCUCAAGUACACCGUCGUGCCCCCCACGGUCGAGGAGCUGUCGCUCGACGUCGACACCACCUUCGCCGCCACCCUCGGCCUCACCGUCGACGUAAAGGCCCCUUACUCGGGCAACUUCACCUACGACCCGGAGGACCCCGGCUACUACUUCGUCGACAUCCCCGGCAUCAUCAAGCUCGGCCCCGCCCUGGGCUUCGCCAUCGGCGUCGAGCUCGAGGCCGACGCCAAGGCCUCCAUCACCACCGACCUGGGCCUGUCCUUCCCGGACGCCAGGCUCCACCUCGACCUCGUCAACUCCUCCGCCACCGCCGCCACCGGCUGGGACCCCGUCUGGACCGCCAACGCGAACAUCUCGCAGAGGGCCGCCGUCGGCGUCAACCCCUACGUCGAGCUCGGCGUCCAGGUCGUCUUCAACAUCCUCGGCGGCGCCAUCGACCUCAGCACCGGCGUCACCUCCCACUCCAAGCUCGUCAACGACUUCACCCUCAGCGCCAGCCAGGAGGUCGGCAGCGGCGGCGUCGGCAUCGGCCAGGACAACACCAACUGCCAGGAGGGCUUCGCCAUCAAGAGCGACUUCUUCUUCAGCGUCGUCGCCUUCGCCACCAAGUGGUGGUCCCAGGAGCUCUACAGCGUCGAGGUCCCUGUUGCUAACGAGUGCUACACUUGGCUGUGA
This is a messenger RNA of Colletotrichum truncatum, 1539 nucleotides long. RefSeq lists its product as uncharacterized. NCBI's taxonomy places the organism in Eukaryota, Fungi, Ascomycota, Sordariomycetes, Glomerellales, Glomerellaceae. The record is from RefSeq and is a predicted model, not a curated record.